CCAUCAUUGGUGUCAGUGGGUGGAGGAAUAGGUUGCCCCAUCAUUGGUAUCAGUGGGAGGAAUGUGCCCCAUCAUUGGUGGUCAGUGGGAGGAAUAGUGCCCCAUCAUUGGUAUCAGUGGGAGAAUAGUGGCCCCAUCAUUGGUAUCGAUGGGAGGAAUAGUGCCCCAUCAUUGGUGUCAGUGGGAGGAAUAGUGCCCCCAUCAUUGGUGUCAGGGGGAGGAAUAGUGCCCCAUCAUUGGUAUUCAGUGGGAGGAAUAGUGCCCCAUCAUUGGUGUCCAGGGGGAGGAAUAUGUGCCCCAUCGAUUUGGUAUCAACUGGGAGGAAUAGUGCUCCCAUCGUUGGGUGUCAGUGGGAGCAAUGAAUGCCCCAUCAUUAGUAUCAGUGGGAGGAAUAGUGCCCCCAUCAUUGUUGGUCAGUGGGCGGAAUAGUUCCCUCAUUGUUGGGUGUCAGUGGGAGGACAUGAAUUGCCCCAUCAUUAGUAUCAGUG
This is a messenger RNA of Staurois parvus, 488 nucleotides long. The record is from the annotation of a GenBank genome assembly. Lineage: Eukaryota; Metazoa; Chordata; Amphibia; Anura; Ranidae.